AUGGGAAAGCUUAUAGAUGAAAAGUGCGAAAUUAAAAGAAUAGAUGAUGUUGAAUAUAUUAAACAAAAUAUUAAAGAAUCAGUUAAUCAUAAUAUAGAUUGUAUGGAAAUUUCUGAUAAUAAUAAUAAUAAUAAUAAUACAACAUAUAAAAUAAAUAAUGUUAAGAUCAUAAAUAAAACUAAUGAUGAAAAUAAUGAAAAGGACAAAAUGAAAAUAUUAAAUAAUAAUGAGAAUAAUAUGAAUCCUACCAUAAUUACAAAAUUGAAAAAUAUAAAUCAUGAAGAUAAUGUUAUAUCAUAUAAUUAUACAUUAGUUUCAUAUAAAAAUUAUAAUAUUUUUUUUAUAUCUCAUAAUGGAAAAUUUGCUUCAUGGGUAUAUUCAUAUAAUGUUUUCUUGCCUAUGUCUGUAGAUCAAGAAACAGAAAUUAUUUUCGGUGAAAGAAAUUAUCCGUACUUAGAAAUUUUUUGUUCAAAGUUUAUGAAAGAUCAUGCAGCAUUUUUAAAAUAUAAACCAAUCAUUUUUGCAAUAUCUAUUUAUAAUAUGUCUUUUAAUGAUACCAAAAUUUUGACACAAAUGUUUGACCAUUUAAGUAGCAUUGUAAUGGAAACACCCCCAGCAUCAUAG
This is a messenger RNA of Plasmodium reichenowi, 624 nucleotides long. RefSeq lists its product as hypothetical. NCBI's taxonomy places the organism in Eukaryota, Apicomplexa, Aconoidasida, Haemosporida, Plasmodiidae. The record is from RefSeq and is a predicted model, not a curated record. The transcript has a single exon. Bases 1 to 624 code for a protein of 207 amino acids.